GCCCAUGGUAACCACUUCAGCACAGAGGCGAGUGAGUGAGUGAGUGGGUAGGGUUUCAGCUGUUCAGCGAAUGCUCUCUGGUGAUCUCGCAGUGAUAGUAGUCUAGAGCCUGUCGUCUAGGACACUGCAGGACCGCUUUGAAGAGCUCAUCAAAUGGCAAAGCUGAACCACACGGCAACUGAAUAGAGCUCCCUUUCAAAUAGGAAAUUACUUGUUGAUUUAUCAAAAUCUACAGAAUGCCUCACAUGACUUUGAUGUAGACACUCACCUGAAGAUAGUAAGGUGGUUGGAGAAGAAGACAGUUAGUUGCAACUUGCCCGAGGCAACCCCCCCCCCCCCCCUCCCCCCUGUCAAAAGUUAGGUCGUAAGGAUUUCUAUACCUUACGAUUCGCUUUUCAUCUUUCUCCCGAUGAAUAUUGGAAUUUCGUAGUGGAUAAAAAUCGAAUAGACACUUACAACAAAAAUGGAAGAAGAUCAAAAGUGGGGAGUUGUUGAUAAAAGUGUGCGGAUGACUUGCAGUGACCACCGUUGCAAAAAGCGCUUUUGGACGAAUUGGAAAGAUUUGUCCGGUAUAACUGUCUGCAUCGCAUUAUCUUUAUUGUCUCUUGGAUUUUGCGUUCUCGUUUACCUGAGUACAUCGGAGCUGAAGUCCAGGAUACUAAACCUGGAAAAACAGAGAGAUACGCAGCUCUCCUCGUGGAUCACACUCGAGCAGGUGGAACCCGUUGUCUUUGGACGAAUAGAUCAGAUUCUGGAAGAGAAAUUGGCGGCUCGACUUCCCAAAACACGAGAGACCAGAGAAGCGCCCCAUAGCUGUGUCUGUCCACCAGGACCUCCUGGUCCGCCCGGACGAUCAGGCUUUCCGGGUGACAAAGGAACAAUGGGAAUUCCUGGAAGAAUGGGGAUAAAAGGAUACGCAGGGGAGAAGGGAGCGCCAGGGGAGCCAGGCCUGUCUAUCAUUGGGCCACGAGGACCUCCUGGACAGCCAGGAACAAGAGGCUUCCCAGGCUUUCCGGGUCCGAUUGGGUUGGACGGAAAGCCCGGACAGAACGGCUUGAAAGGAGACUUGGGUCAACGUGGUCUUAAAGGAGUCGCAGGUGAACCUGGUCUGAAAGGGGAAAAGGGCAUAUGUGGAGACUACACUCACAGGCAGAUCUUGCCCAUCCCCAUGCGAAACAUGCCCCCAAUAAACCCUGUAAUCCUAAAGCGCCUCAAGCAGGGCGAGCCUGGAGCUCAGGGCCCACCAGGACCUCCCGGCCCCCCAGGGCCCUCAGGGACCUCUGGACUGAAUGGUGCUAGUGGACCGCCGGGUAAACCUGGUGAACCAGGAAAACCUGGGAAAGAUCUACGGCUCCUACCAGGGAUGAAGGGUGAGCCAGGCAUGGCAGGAAUAAAGGGUGAUGUUGGCCCCGCUGGUCCUGAAGGCCCCAAGGGACUGAAGGGAGAGCUUGGACUGAAGGGGGAUUUUGGUAUGCCGGGAAUGCCAGGGAAACAAGGAUUGAAGGGAGAGCCAGGUUUUCCAGGCACUCCUGGAAGAAAGGGUCAAGCUGGUAUCCCUGGUACACCUGGUUUUCCUGGAAAGAGGGGCUACAGGGGUGACAAGGGCGAACCCAGCGCAGCAGGAACUGGCAUCAAAGGAGAACCAGGGACACCAGGACUCCCAGGCCUAUCAGGAUCCAAGGGUGACAAAGGCGACCAAGGUCUCAAGGGGGAAGCAGGAUCUGAUGGCCCAGCUGGACCAAGAGGUCCUCCGGGUGCGGCAGGAGAGCCAGGGAAAUCAGAAAUCAUCAACAAUGAAAAUGAUAUUCGGAAUGUACCUUUGAUGGGCCCACCUGGCCCUCCAGGGGUCCCCGGAACACCAGGAACAAAGGGUGAAGUUGGCCUUCCAGGCCCAUCAGGUCUUGACGGAGAGAAGGGUCCUCGGGGGAAGCCUGGAGAGCCAGGUCCUGUUGGCCCAGCGGGCCCUGAAGGUCCCAGAGGGGAGAGGGGCCUGAUGGGUUUCUCAGGACCCAAAGGAGACAAGGGGGACAUGGGUCCCUUUGGAUCACCUGGUUUAGACGGCCCUACUGGUGAAAAGGGGGUUUCUGGACCCCCUGGCCCCAUUGGAUUACCAGGCACAAUGGGUCAGAAGGGCGAGUCCGGAGAUAAGGGAGGAAGGUCAGACAUGGUCUAUGGACCCCCAGGGCCUCCAGGUCCCCAAGGACCAGUUGGCCCCGCGGGACCUGAAGGACUGGGAGGACCAAAGGGGGAGCAAGGCAUAGGCAUACGGGGAGAGAAGGGAGCAUCUGGUUCGAAGGGCGAUAAAGGGGACAGGGGCCAUCUUGGACUUCCUGGAGCUCAUGGUUUAGACGGCAGGCCUGGUCGAGUGGGUUUAAUAGGACCAGUUGGUGUGGCAGGGCCUGCAGGACCAAAGGGGGAGAGAGGUUUCAUGGGAGAUUCAGGAGUCCCAGGACCAAUUGGUCCUCAAGGCAUCCCUGGUUUUGUAGGACCACAAGGAUUCAAAGGGAACCGGGGAGAGAGGGGCAAGAAAGGCAACAGGGGAACUAAAGGGGAUAAGGGAGACCAAGGAGCACCCGGAUUAGAUGCCCCCUGUCCGUUGGGGGAUGACGGCCUACCAGUAUCAGGGUGUUGGAAUAAAUGACGAUAACUUCGAGGUGGCACGUGUGAUUGUACAUAGAAUAUUUAUUUUUGUACUUUGUAUGUGCUUUCUUAUACUGAUGGAAGAAAAAGAAAAUCAUAACAAUAUGCCAGGAGUUUUGUACAGAUUGUUUAUUUUUAUUACUUGUUAUAAUGUUUAUGUAUUGGAUUUGAUUUUAUAGCUAUGCAUUAUGUCAACAUGUUUGAAUAAGGAAGAAUUGCAAUGUGGCUACAUACAGCAUGAUAUUUGUGCAUAAUGUGAAUGGAUAUUGCCUAUUAACUUAUUGUAUCAUGUGAUUUUGUUUUGUUGUGACCACGCUGCACUGAAUUGUGGGGCUGGAAAGAUGAAGUGUUGGCUUAUUGAAACAUCUUAGUUGAACCCUCUUUGUAGAGAUCAAUAACUAUGAAAAUGAAAGGCACCGCAAAUAAUUCCUGUCUAAAUAUGUACACAACUCAAGUCACGGUGACAGACAGCACUGUAUUUAGUCUGCACUGUACAGUAUAGCCAUUUAAAUCACUAGCACACAGAUACCCAUGGAUCUCAUCCGAUUUGAACCAUUUAGGAUUUCUGAUAUCAUAAACGCAUAAAGUAUCCUGAAUACCCAACAUGCCACACAAGCACAUUUUGUCGCUUUCUCUGAAAGGGGAUCUCAUGAAGGAGGUUUCAACUAAGAUUGCCAGACCAUUUCAAGCUUUAAUUGUUUCCACUAUGGCAAAACUUACAUUUUUAAAUAGAAAACAAAUAAUUAGCAUUUGCUGCUUUUUCACUGGCUGAGUAGUUAUACAGCCAGAGUGACCAACCAUUCUAAGCUAUAGCUUCACAUAUAACCUGACCUCAAUUUGUCCAAGUUAUCUGUAAAUAUUUUUGGGGGACCAAAUCUAAGGGGCCACCCCCUGCUUUUUCACUAUAAGGCUCUCUUUAACCAUAGGUGUUUGCCUUUUUGUUAGAACGUUAUCAAAUUGAGACCAACCCAUGUUACAGGCUUUCUCUUGGAUGACUGAAAUAUUGCUGCUCACCUUUAAGGCAUGCUGCUGCAACCAGCCACAUAGCCUCUACGGCCAGUGUACCUCAUCCAUUUAUUUAUAUGAAGAAAGCCAUUAAUGGACAAUAAAUAGAUAUUUUUUGUUAAGAAGAAACAGACUUGUUAUUUACAGCGGUUUCAUAGGAUGUAGUAGUCUAUGUUGACCUCGCUAACGGUGUUUAUAAAUCAGUAUUGAAGAAAUGGAUGAAGGGAACUGGAGUAGAGUUGCUGCUCAUUGUAAAAAAAAAAAGCUCUGUGUUCUGCUCUGCCUGGAAAUGUAUAGCUAGAUUAAGAGAUUGUCAGAUUACCACCCUCAAUAAAGUCUUUAUCAGGUUCUUAUACCUCAUAUUAGCGUGUGGCUUGUC
Oncorhynchus kisutch (coho salmon) is the source of this 4024-nucleotide messenger RNA. RefSeq names its product collagen alpha-1(XIII) chain-like. Lineage: Eukaryota; Metazoa; Chordata; Actinopteri; Salmoniformes; Salmonidae. The transcript has 42 exons. The record is from RefSeq and is a predicted model, not a curated record. The coding region runs from base 464 to 2641 and encodes 725 amino acids.